AUGAUUAGCACCUCCACAGACCAGCCUGGCCCCAGCCCGUACCACAGAUCGUCGGUAAAGCCUGAAAGGAGAGAACGUCGCCACAGACAGACAGACGAAGCCACAGCUGGCACCACAGACGUGGCCACAGCUGACACCACAGACGAAGCCACAGCUGGCACCAUAGACAAAGCCACAGCUGGCACCAAAGACGUGGCCACAGCUGGCACCACAGACGAAGUCACAGCUGGCACCAUAGACGAGGCCACAGCUGGCACCAUAGACGAAGCCACAGCUGGCACCACAGACAGAGCCACAGCUGGCACCACAGACGAAGCCACAGCUGGCACCACAGACGAAGCCACAGCUGGCACCACAGACGAAGCCACAGCUGGCACCACAGACGAAGCCACAGCUGGCACCACAAACGAAGCCACAGACGCAGCCACAGACGGGGCCACAGCCGGCACCGCGGGCCACCGCCAAGCCAGACAAUGCCCAGCAGGGUGA
This is a messenger RNA of Procambarus clarkii (red swamp crayfish), 489 nucleotides long. Its product is annotated as A-kinase anchor protein 5-like. Lineage: Eukaryota; Metazoa; Arthropoda; Malacostraca; Decapoda; Cambaridae. The record is from RefSeq and is a predicted model, not a curated record.